Osmerus eperlanus (European smelt) is the source of this 3508-nucleotide messenger RNA. RefSeq names its product semaphorin-4A-like. Gene Ontology annotation, molecular function: chemorepellent activity; semaphorin receptor binding. The coding region runs from base 71 to 2512 and encodes 813 amino acids. The transcript is spliced from 14 exons. Gene Ontology annotation, biological process: axon guidance; neural crest cell migration; negative regulation of axon extension involved in axon guidance. The record is from RefSeq and is a predicted model, not a curated record. NCBI's taxonomy places the organism in Eukaryota, Metazoa, Chordata, Actinopteri, Osmeriformes, Osmeridae. Gene Ontology annotation, cellular component: plasma membrane.
UAUAAGUGUGAGCAAACGAUUGAACAUAGCACAGUCUUCAUCCAGGUAUCGUAUAGAAAAACUCCUGCUCAUGAAGAAUCUCUCCAUCCUUGCCAUGGCAUGUGGUUGCCAGAUCUGGGUUCUCUGCACUGCACUGGGGCAUCUCCUGGCUCUGUCUUCAGGUCUGGCAACCCCACGGAUCUCCUUUCCUCUUGGAAGUCCAAACCGACCCCUCCAGGACUUCCAAAUAGAGGACAUCAGUAACGCCGUAACUUUGUUGCUUAGCAAAGAUGAGUCCACUCUCUUUGUGGGAGCGAGAGAUGCCGUGCUGUCACUGGAUGUCAGUCAGCCUGGUGUCUUUACCAUGAAAACCAAGAUGGAAUGGAAGCCAACCCCUAGAGAUCUUCAAAUGUGUUACCAGAAAGCCAGGAGUGAGCUAGACUGUCAGAACCUGGUUCGGGUGUUGCAGCAUAUCAACACCACCCACUUGUAUGCCUGUGGAAGCUAUGCCUACAAUCCUCAUGACACAUACAUUGUUAAAGACAGUCUCACUAUGGUCAAAGUCCCACACAAUUCUAAUGGUGAGGCCAGAGGACGCUGCCCUUUCAACCCGUUCCAAAGAAGCACAGCCAUUACAAUUGACGGUGAGCUUUUCACUGGGACCACCUCGGAUUUCUGGGGUAAAAAGGCUGUCAUUUCCCGCCAUCUCAGUAAAGACGGUCGUCCAGAUGUUAACCUGGAUAAGGAUACCUCAAUAAAGUUGUUGGAUGAACCAACGUUUGUCGGCGCCUUGACAGAUCCCGCAGACAGAAAGGUUUACUUUUUCUUCAGCGAAGUGGGAAAGGAGUACAGCUUCCCCGAUGAGCUCAGAGUCUCACGUGUGGCCCAGGUUUGCAAGGGUGACAUUGGUGGGAUAAGAACCCUCCAAAAAAGCUGGACUUCCUUUGCAAAAGCCCAACUGCUUUGUCAACCUCCCAAAGAUCUGCCCUUCGGCCUAAUCCAGGACAUAGCCCGUCUCCAGCCAGCAGAGGGUGCUUCCACCCAAGAAAUGCUGUUCUAUGGCCUCUUCACAUCCCAGUGGUCACCCAACAAGUCUGCUGUGUGUGUCUUUGGGAUUAAGAAAAUUAAGGCUGUGUUCAAUGGGAUUUAUAAAGAAUUCAACAAGGAAUCCCAUCAAUGGAAUCCUUCUGGAAAAAAUUAUAACCUGGGCAGGUGUGGUUUGAGGAAUGCGUCCGACUCUGUUCUGACAAUGGCCAGGUUAAGUUUCCUGGCCAGUGACGCUGUGACACCUGUAGGUGGCGCUCCAGUCCUCGUCUUCCCUGACCAGCACUACAGCAGGGUCGCUGUCCUGAGGACACAGGCGGCUAAUGGCAAAGACUACACAGUCCUCUUCCUACUCAGUGAAUCUGGAUGGCUCCACAAAAUCGUUCUCCUGGAUGGGGGUCACCACAUCAUAGAGGAGAUUCAAGUAUUCAGACAACCACAGCCAAUGGCUAAUAUCCUGCUUUCUACCGCCAAGGGUGUCGUUUUUGUGGGCACAUCGGAAAGGGUAACAAAGGUGUCCGUAACCCAGUGUCCAUUAUAUACGAGUUGUGCCCAGUGUGUUCUGGCACGGGAUCCCUUCUGUGGCUGGGACCAUGCCAGUGGAGUCUGUGCCAGGGUGUCCACUAGUCUUCAUUUUGGUCAGGACGUAGAGCAUGGUAACGUGAGCAAAGAAUGUGGAAACUACGACAGAACAAUGCCGGAUACUGAGAAAAAGUAUCUCUCAAUCAAUGCAAGAGUACGCCUGGACUGUUCCAAACCCACCAACCUGGCAACCCUAAUCUGGAAAUCCCCCAAAUGGGACACUCUGCCGCAGGAUCUCUUCUUCCAGUCCAGGGAAGGGAGUCUUGUCUUCUUUGCCACCUAUGACACUGAGGGAACCUACCACUGUGUGUCUGUGGAGAGGGGCUUCCAGGAGACCAUAGCGAACUACAUUGUGAGUCUGAGUGCCUCUCCACGUAGCAUUGCCCCACAGCCUGUGCAAACACGGACCACUUCAAGUGACAACAUUCAAAGUAAGACAUCAUCAGAACAAGAGAACUCAAUGAAUCAGGAACAUGCGAACACCAUGAUGGACAUUGAUGAGGUUGAUGAAAACAUCAACUUGGAAGAAGUGUUGAACCCCAUCACUCCUGUGCCAACACCACAUUUACCGUACACACAGACAGACUCAACUACCCCCAGCAAGGCCCCAGACACACAAACACACAGAAGCAGCAUAAUUCAAAGUUUUAAUGAACCCCAAAUGGCUAAGAGUUAUCAUAGCGAGUUAAUUGCAGUUUCCUUCCUGCUGGCUGUGUGUGUCUGCGUGUUUGUACUGGCAGGGCUCUAUGGGUGGCGCCAGCGGAGAACAUUUAAAUUAGGUGACCAGGUCAAAUCUGAGGGAGAGAGUCUUAGUUUCGAGGUCUCUGGAGUCAAACCGACAACGUACCAAUUUGAUAAUGUAAGCAACAAUGCAGAACAUGCCGGGGAGAUCAGUGACGUGCGGUGAGGUUCGUGGCUGGCGAGGCACUGACUCUUUCAAAGACAGAUUUACAAAUAUAUGAAUUCAACAAAGCACCAUCAAUUCAUUGAAGAAAGGGAUAUCCUUAGUUUUUUCAUUCAUCCAAUAUUUUGCAUAAUAAUACAUAAAUGUAUUAUUGUUAUUCAGUGAAAUUAGGGAUUUAUUACAGGCAUGCAAACUCCUCACCUUUAGGUGAGACUCACCUUUUUGAAACCAAAAUGGGUAACCUAGGUGAUUUUUUUUUUGGGGGGGGGGGCUUUCCAACUGGGUCUGGAACCAAUCGUCACUCCUAAUGCCUAAACCUCACAGCCAAUCAGAGGCAGAGUGGGGAGAGGUUUACAGACCCAUUUUACAUCAUCUAGUAGAAACAAUUUUAAUACAAUAUUAAAAAUGAUGCCUAUUGGAUGUGUGUUAGCUUUACAGUAAGUGAUGCUUUUGACCUUUGCUUUUUAAGUAGUUCAACACAGGUAAUCCCAUUUGUUUAAUAAUUGUUUUUUAUGAUGUAUGAUAUACAAAAAAUUUCUUUAUGGUUAAAAGAACAUGACAUUGUUUACCAGAGCACAGAUUCUACAUAGAUCUAGCCUCUUUAUUUUUCUCUCAAAGUGCACCAGAUUAAUGUGUUUAACUUUAAAAUGUAAUACAUUUUCUUCUGGGGGAGCAUGCCCCCGGACCCCCCGGGUCAGGGUUCACCGUAUCCUUCUCACCUUUUUUUUUUUACCCCUGACCUGUUUGCAUGCCUGUUAUUAGCAAGGGGUUUAGCACUUUUGCAAGGCACUGUAUUCAUGCCACAUUCUCAUUGGGGGCUGAGCACCCCUAAAUGUCUGAUCCUAGAAUCGCCCCUGGCGGGGUAUAUAGCAGGGUAUCCCGGCAUAUGCAUUGCUAGUGCGACACAGACGUCAGUCAUCCUGUUGGGUGCGGCAGGGAGCCGAUGCAAGCAGAACCAUUAUGCCAAAUCAUGUAUUACAAUCAUGUAUUAAUAAAGUA